ACAUAUAAAACACAACACCUUCAAUACACCGACUCUUAUCCAAUAUGAUGAGCAUUUCUUUUAUUCGUUCUUGCAAUGUUAGGAACAACGACCAAAAUAAUAUCCUCAAUGCUUAAGGGUGUAUGAGAUAUGGCCAGAAGUCUGCAGAAGGGAAAAUGAUGUUAGAAAACGAAAAACUUUCUCAUCCGGACAUGUACUAUUUUUCGUUUACCCUUAGGCUUAGCUAAGCAAAUUCAGAGAAGGGCUUCUUCUCCCUUAUCUCCUUGCUUACACCCCAACCUUAGUUAUGGCUCAUGUACCGUCAAAUAUUAUUCUCUUGCUGUUCCUUCUGGUUUCUUUCCCUGUUAAUGUCAUAGCUGAAGAAGACGAGGCAAACAUUAUCAAACCCGGUUCUUCACUAUAUGCCGGAAAACAGCAUAGUUCGUGGGCCUCACCUUCGGGGAAUUUCGAAUUUGGUUUCUACCGGCAAGGAGAAAGAUAUGCGGCCGGAAUAUGGCUUGUUGGUCGACCAGAAAACACCAUUGUCUGGACUGCAAAAAGAGAUGACCCGCCUGUCACCUCAAAUGCUACUUUGGAAUUCACUACACAAGGCGUAUUGCUUCUUCGGACUGAGGACGGUGUGGAAAAUGCCAUUGCGAAUCUGUCCGGAGUGCAUUUUGUUGAUUAAGCUUCGUUGCUGGACACCGGGAAUCUAGUGCUCUACGAGAACAGGUCUGUUGUUUGGGAGAGCUUUGAUAUCCCGACCGACACAAUCUUAGGAGGCCAGAAUUUAAGCCUUGAGUUGAUUUCCAGUGUGUCAAGUUCAAAC
Molecule: messenger RNA, 808 nt
Organism: Gossypium arboreum
Lineage: Eukaryota; Viridiplantae; Streptophyta; Magnoliopsida; Malvales; Malvaceae
Product: S-locus-specific glycoprotein S6-like
Exons: 1
Coding region: 287-667 (126 amino acids)
Source: RefSeq, a predicted model, not a curated record